Messenger RNA from Colius striatus (speckled mousebird), 2176 nucleotides. It is a transcript of the gene ACSF3, whose product is annotated as acyl-CoA synthetase family member 3. Bases 252 to 2015 code for a protein of 587 amino acids. Lineage: Eukaryota; Metazoa; Chordata; Aves; Coliiformes; Coliidae. The transcript has 10 exons. The record is from RefSeq and is a predicted model, not a curated record. Gene Ontology annotation, molecular function: medium-chain fatty acid-CoA ligase activity. Gene Ontology annotation, biological process: fatty acid metabolic process.
UCAGACGGAGAAACCGACAUCCUCGGGCUGGCUCCUCGUGUCAGAGGGUCUCUCUGGGGCUGCUCCAGCUGUGGUGGAUUAUAACAGCCGUUGAGGGGGGGAGUUGGAUUCUUCUGGGGCAUCUCUUCAGUCCUCUCACUUCAUCACCUCUUCCUCUCCUCUUUGCACCAGCAGUCUGCCCUCCAACAUGUUCCUGUAGUCCUGAGGCUCCCGUCUCCCUGAAUCACUUCAGAAGCAGCAGUGCUGGCAGGAUGCUGGUCUCUGUGCUCUUCCUCCAAGCCAGCCGGCCCCUUCGCUGCCUCGUCCAGGAUGGGCACCGGUGCAGAUGGGGGUUGCGUGGGCAGAGGAGGCCUGGCUGCCCACACAGAGCUCUGCCAACCCUGGUGGCAGCCUACAGCAGUGACACUGCCCCUGUUUUCACUAGAGCUUUGGCUUUUGGUGAUAAAGUGGCCAUCGUUGACCAAAAUGGUGAGCACACUUACAGGCACCUUCUCAGCCGGAGCCUGCGCUUGUCCCAGGACAUCUGCAGAGCUCUGCGGUGCUCCAGCAGGGACUUGAAGGAAGAGAGGAUCUCAUUUUUGUGCCCUAAUGAUGCCUCCUACGUGGUGGCCCAGUGGGCUGCGUGGAUGAGCGGGGCCAUAGCCGUGCCCCUUUACAGGAAGCACCCCGUGCAGGAGCUGGAGUACGUGAUGCAGGACUCGCAGAGCGCUCUGCUCGUCGCGGCAGAGGAGUACCUGGGGAAGAUCACCCCCAGUGCCAAGAAGCUGGGAGUCCCGAUCCUGCCACUUCCAAAGUCUCACAGUGAUGGAUCUGCAGGUCCUGCAGCAGUGGAGGAGGGUCCCUUGGCAACCUGCUCCUCGUGGAAAGACAGAGGAGCCAUGAUAAUCUACACCAGUGGGACGACGGGAAGGCCCAAAGGUGUCCUGAGCACCCAUGGGAACGUGCAGGCUGUGACCACAGGACUGGUUGAAAAAUGGGAGUGGAAGAAGGAGGAUGUUAUUCUGCACGUGCUGCCUUUGCAUCACGUCCACGGGGUGAUCAAUAAGCUCCUGUGUCCUCUCUGGGUGGGAGCCACAUGCAUCAUGUUACCCGAAUUCAGUGCACAGAUGGUUUGGCAGAAGUUGCUAAGCUCCCAGGCUCCCCGUAUCAGCGUCUUCAUGGGAGUUCCCACUAUCUAUAUCAAGCUGAUUGAGUAUUAUGAGAAGCAUUUCUCCCAGCCUCAAGUCCAGGAUUUCAUCCAUGCCUUUUGCCAGGAGAACAUCAGGUUAAUGGUGUCAGGCUCAGCAGCCCUGCCUGUGCCUGUCCUGGAGAAGUGGAAGAGCAUCACUGGGCACAUGUUGCUGGAGAGGUAUGGGAUGACUGAGAUUGGGAUGGCGCUUUCUAACCCUUUGCAUGGAGUCCGUGUCCCAGGGGCCGUGGGCACCCCGCUCCCGGGGGUGCAAGUGCGCAUUGCCACGGAGACCAUGAAGAAUGGGGUUCGUUCCUACAUCGUCCACGCUCAGGGAGAUGAAGACCACACACAGGUGACCCCAGGGCUGGAGGGACAGGAGGGGGAGCUGCUCGUGAAGGGAACCUCCGUCUUCCGUGAGUACUGGAACAGACCCAGAGACACAGCAGAUGCCUUCACACCCGAUGGCUGGUUCAAAACAGGAGACACAGCAGUGUACAGGGACGGGGUUUACUGGAUCAAGGGCCGCACCUCCGUGGACAUCAUCAAAAACGGGGGCUUCAAAGUCAGCGCCCUGGAGGUGGAGAGACAUCUGCUCUCACACCCACACAUCACAGACGUGGCUGUGAUCGGGCCCCCGGACGCGGUGUGGGGCCAGCGGGUCAGCGCCGUGGUGCAGCUGCGCAGGGGGGAGAUGCUCUCUGUGAAGGACCUGAAGGACUGGGCCAGGGACACCAUGGCACCCUACACCAUCCCCACCGAGCUCAUCGUGGUGGAGGAGAUCCCACGCAAUCAGAUGGGCAAAGUCAACAAGAAGGAGCUUCUGCAGCGCUUUUACCCCUCGUAGGGCACGUGCUGGGGCUGGGACUGGCACCCCCUGGGUGUCUGAGCCUCUCCCCUGGCUGUUCUCCCUCUGCCACGCGGUGCCAGUGGUGAUUGGCACUGCCAGGUCAGGGCUCACUGCAGCCUGGGCCUGAGGAAAGCCCAAUAAACUCAGGAUUCAUCUCA